AUGCUCUCAAGCCUCUUUGGCAACAGUGAAGGCAGCCCCAGGGCAAAACCCCGUGUGCCAGAAGCUAAGACAGAAAUGACCAGCAACUUGCAGAUUUCCCAGUCCACUGAUGGGAAAAUGAGAGGAGGAGUAGGCUGUGGCGGCGGAAGCGGCGGAGGAGGUUGCGGCGGCAACGGCAACGGUGGCAGCAGCGGUCCCUUCUCCUUAGCCGGCUUUCUCUUCGGCAACAUCAACGAGGCCGGGCAACUGGAGGGGGACAGUGUCCUGGAUAAGGAGUCUAAGAAGCACUUGGCAGGCCUUGGAGCUUUGGGUCUUGGCAAUCUGAUCACUGAAAUCACUGCAAGUGAGGAUGAAGUGUCUGGAACUGAUGGUGUCUUGGUGGACGAAGAAGGUUGGGUUAAGAGCACUGAAGAUGCUGUAGACUAUUCUGAUAUUACUGAAGUGGCAGAAGAUGAAAGCCGAAGAUACCAUCAGGCUAUGAGUAGCUUGCAGCCAUCCUGUCCCUCAGAUGAUGAUGAUGACUAUGAUGCUGACUGUGAAGACAUUGAUUCUAAGCUCAUGCCCCCUCCACCUCCCCCACCUGGACCUAUGAGGAAGGAUGAUGGCCAGGAUCCUGCUGUAUGUGCAGUAUCAGAGGAUGGAGAUGGCAUCAUUCUGCCCUCCAUCAUUGCCCCUUCGUCUGCAGCCUCAGAGAAGGUUGAAUUUAGUAGCUCUUCUGACUCAGAAUCUGAGAUGGGCCCACAGGAAACAAGACAGACUGAGACUAAGGAGGGCAAACUCACUCUCCCUCUGGCUGGGAUCAUGCAGCGUGACUCCACAAAAGUAUUACCUAGUGUCACAGAACUUUUUCCUGAGUUUCGGCCUGGCAAGGUAUUGCGCUUCCUUCGCCUCUUUGGCCCAGGAAAGAGUUCCAUCUGUUUGGCGGAGUGCUCGGAGAAAGAGGAAGAAGAAGCACCGAGAGCGGCACCAGAAGAACCCCAGGAGGGCGAAUGCUCUGGGGACCCUGACUUGGAGAGAAAAUCACCAUGGGCCUAUGAAUACGCUCCCCCACCCCCUCCAGAGCAGUGUCUGUCAGAUGACGAGAUCACGAUGAUGGCUCCUGUGGAGUCCAAGUUUUCCCAGUCAUCUGGAGACAUAGACAAAGUUACAGACACCAAGCCAAAGGUAGCUGAAUGGCGUUACGGGCCUGCCCGGUUGUGGUAUGACAUGUUGGGUGUCCCUGAAGAUGGCAGCGGGUUUGACUAUGGCUUCAAACUUAAAAGUGCACAAGAUGAGCCGUCCACAAAACCAGGGAUGGUGGAAAAGGAUCUGGGGGCGUUGGAGGAGGCAGGGGAUCUUCUGGCCGAUGAGAACUUCCUGAUGGUGACCCAACUACACUGGGAGGAUGACAUCAUCUGGGAUGGAGAAGACAUCAAACAUAAAGGCACUAAGCCCCAGAGAGCCAGUCUUGCUGGCUGGCUUCCCUCCAGCAUGACCAGGAAUGCCAUGGCCUACAAUGCUCAGCAAGGUUUUACCUCUACUCUGGAUGAUGACAAACCUUGGUAUUCUAUCUUCCCAAUCGACAACGAGGAGCUGGUAUAUGGCCGUUGGGAAGACAACAUCAUCUGGGAUGCCUUAGCUAUGCCUCGGCUCUUGGAGCCACCUGUCCUGACUUUGGAUCCAAAUGACGAGAAUCUUAUCCUGGAAAUACCUGAUGAAAAGGAAGAGAUGACAUCAAAUUCCCCCUCAAAGGAGAAUAAGAAAGAAUCUUCUUUAAAGAAGAGUCGAAUCCUUUUGGGGAAAACAGGUGUUAUUAAGGAAGAGCCACAGCAGAACAUGUCCCAGCCAGAGGUGAAGGACCCUUGGAACCUGUCCAAUGAUGAGUUUUACUACCCUAAGCAGCAGGGCCUUCGUGGCACCUUUGGAGGGAACAUUAUACAGCAUUCGAUCCCUGCGGUGGAGCUCCGACAGCCCUUCUUCCCCACCCACAUGGGCCCCAUCAAACUCCGGCAGUUCCACCGCCCACCUCUGAAGAAGUACUCCUUCGGGGCCCUAUCCCAGCCGGGUCCCCAUGCCGUCCAGCCCUUGCUGAAACACAUCAAGAAGAAAGCCAAAAUGAGAGAACAAGAGCGCCAGGCCUCUGGGGGUGGGGAGAUGUUUUUUAUGCGCACACCCCAAGACCUGACAGGCAAAGAUGGAGAUCUGAUUCUUGCGGAGUAUAGCGAAGAGAACGGUCCCUUAAUGAUGCAGGUCGGCAUGGCAACCAAGAUAAAAAACUACUAUAAACGGAAACCUGGGAAAGACCCUGGUGCCCCAGAUUGUAAGUAUGGAGAAACGGUUUAUUGCCACACAUCUCCUUUCCUGGGCUCUCUCCACCCUGGCCAGCUUUUGCAGGCAUUUGAGAACAACCUUUUCCGUGCUCCAAUUUAUCUUCAUAAGAUGCCAGAGACAGACUUCCUGAUUAUUCGGACACGACAGGGUUAUUAUAUUCGGGAGCUGGUUGACAUCUUUGUCGUUGGCCAGCAGUGCCCCUUGUUUGAAGUUCCUGGGCCCAACUCCAAACGGGCAAACACCCACAUUAGAGACUUCCUGCAGGUUUUCAUUUAUCGCUUAUUUUGGAAGAGUAGAGACCGUCCACGCAGGAUCCGUAUGGAGGAUAUCAAGAAAGCCUUUCCUUCUCACUCAGAAAGUAGUAUCCGAAAGAGAUUAAAGCUCUGUGCUGACUUCAAGCGCACAGGGAUGGACUCAAACUGGUGGGUGCUGAAAACCGAUUUCCGUUUACCAACUGAGGAAGAAAUCAGGGCUAUGGUGUCUCCAGAGCAGUGCUGUGCUUAUUAUAGCAUGAUAGCGGCGGAGCAGAGAUUGAAGGAUGCUGGCUAUGGGGAGAAGUCCUUCUUUGCUCCUGAAGAAGAAAAUGAGGAAGAUUUCCAGAUGAAGAUUGAUGAUGAGGUGCGUACUGCCCCCUGGAACACUACAAGGGCCUUCAUUGCAGCCAUGAAGGGCAAGUGCCUUCUGGAAGUGACUGGGGUGGCAGAUCCUACAGGGUGUGGGGAAGGCUUCUCCUAUGUGAAGAUUCCAAACAAACCAACCCAACAGAAGGAUGAUAAGGAACCCCAGCCAGUGAAGAAGACAGUCACGGGAACCGAUGCAGAUCUCCGUCGCCUCUCUCUAAAAAAUGCCAAGCAACUUCUCCGUAAAUUUGGUGUGCCGGAGGAAGAGAUCAAGAAGCUCUCUCGGUGGGAAGUGAUCGAUGUUGUACGCACCAUGUCGACUGAACAGGCUCGCUCCGGAGAGGGGCCCAUGAGUAAAUUUGCCCGGGGGUCAAGGUUUUCGGUGGCUGAACAUCAGGAACGUUACAAAGAAGAAUGUCAACGGAUCUUCGACUUGCAGAACAAAGUUUUGUCAUCGACUGAAAUUCUGUCAACUGACACUGACAGCAGCUCUGCCGAGGAUAGCGACUUUGAAGAAAUGGGAAAGAACAUUGAGAAUAUGCUACAGAACAAGAAAACCAGUUCUCAGCUAUCGAGAGAGCGGGAGGAGCAGGAGCGGAAGGAAUUACAGCGAAUGCUACUGGGUGAGGAAGGUGCCAAUGACAAGGAAACGGGCAAGAAAGAGAAGAAGGACAAAAAGGGACUGUUGAGCUCUGGAGGCUCUCACAAGGACGAUGACACAGCCUCUGUGACCAGUCUUAACUCCUCAGCCACGGGUCGCUGCCUCAAGAUUUACCGAACCUUUCGAGACGAGGAUGGGAAGGAGUAUGUCAGAUGUGAGACCGUGAGGAAGCCCGCUGUUAUUGACGCCUACGUACGCAUACGGACGACGAAGGACGAAGAGUUCAUUCGGAAAUUUGCCCUGUUUGAUGAGCAACAUCGGGAAGAGAUGCGGAAGGAACGCCGAAGGAUCCAGGAGCAGCUGAGGCGUCUCAAAAGAAACCAGGAAAAGGAAAAGCUCAAGGGUCCUCCUGAGAAGAAGCCCAAGAAGAUGAAGGAACGUCCUGAUCUGAAGAUUUUCUCCUGUCUCUAUCUCCGCCCCCCCCAGCUAGUCCUUAUAACCAAGAAUGGCUGUGUGUGCCCACACUUUGGAUUUCUAAAAUGUGGAGCUUGUGGUGCCAUCGGGCACAUGAGGACAAACAAGUUCUGCCCUCUGUAUUACCAAACCAAUGCUCCACCCUCCAACCCUGUCGCCAUGACAGAGGAACAGGAGGAGGAGCUAGAAAAAACUGUCAUCCCUAAUGAUAAUGAAGAGCUUAUCAAGGUGGAAGGGACCAAGAUUGUCUUGGGCAAGCAGCUGAUUGAGAGAAGGCUGCAGCAUAUUACUAAUGAUGACUCUCGAGCAAGAAGUGGCGUAAAAGAUCUCAUCCAGGAGAUAUAUGGUUGGAAAAGGAGUGCAGAUGAGGUUAGAAGGAAAUCGCUGGUUCUGAAGUUCCCUAAACAGCAACUUCCUCCCAAGAAGAAACGACGAGUUGGGACCACUGUUCAUUGUGAUUAUUUGAAUCGACCCCACAAGUCUAUCCAUCGACGCCGGACAGAUCCCAUGGUGACGUUGUCAUCUAUCCUGGAGUCCAUCAUCAAUGACAUGAGAGAUCUUCCCAAUACUUACCCUUUCCACACUCCUGUAAAUGCCAAAGUUGUGAAGGACUAUUAUAAAAUCAUCACCCGGCCCAUGGACCUGCAAACACUCCGUGAAAAUGUCCGUAAGCGCCUCUACCCAUCCCGAGAGGAAUUUCGAGAGCACUUGGAACUGAUUGUGAAAAACAGUGCAACGUACAAUGGGCCUAAGCAUUCAUUGACUCAGAUCUCUCAGUCGAUGCUGGAUCUCUGUGAUGAAAAGCUGAAAGAGAAAGAAGAUAAACUGGCCCGCUUAGAGAAGGCCAUUAACCCCUUGUUGGAUGAUGAUGACCAGGUGGCAUUCUCGUUCAUUCUGGACAAUAUCGUCACCCAGAAGAUGAUGGUGGUUCCAGACUCUUGGCCAUUUCAUCACCCAGUGAAUAAGAAGUUUGUUCCAGAUUAUUAUAAAGUGAUCAUCAACCCAAUGGAUUUGGAAACCAUCCGCAAAAACAUUUCUAAGCACAAGUAUCAGAAUCGAGAUGCCUUCCUGGAUGAUGUCAACCUUAUUCUAGCCAACAGCAUCAAGUACAAUGGUUCAGAUAGUCAGUACACCAAAACUGCUCAGGAGAUCGUGAACAUUUGUCAUCAGACUCUUUCCGAGUACGAUGAACAUCUGACUCAGCUUGAGAAAGACAUCUGUACAGCUAAGGAAGCAGCUUUGGAAGAGGCUGACUUGGAAAGUUUAGACCCAAUGACCCCAGGGCCUUAUACUCCCCAGCCUCCUGAUCUGUACGAUACGAACACGUCCCUCAGUAUGUCUCGAGAUGCCUCGGUCUACCAAGACGAAAGCAAUAUGUCUGCCAUGGACACACCAACUACUACUCCAGAGAAGAGGGGGGUACAGAUGGACCAGGGCCGAGGUAGGCUGGGCAAGGAAGACUCUGAUGUAGAUAUUGGCAGGUUUGAGGAGGAGGAUGGGAAACAUAAGACUCCAGCCCCAGAAGAAGAUGCAGAUGAAGAGGAGGGAUCUGCACAACAGCCUCAGUCUAGCGUCUUGUACGAAGAUUUGCUUAUGUCCGAUGUGGAGGACGAGGAGGAAGAUGCUGGGAGUGAUGACGAAGGAGAUAAUCCUUUUUCCUCUAUCCAGCUGAGUGAGAGUGGCAGUGAUUCUGAUAUGGAGUCUGGUGGAAUGAGGCCCAAACAGCCCCACAUGCUACAAGAGAACACAAGAAUGGGCAUGGAUAAUGAUGAGAGCAUGAUGUCCUAUGAGGGAGAUGGUGCUGAGACAUCUCACGGGAUGGAGGACAGCAACAUCAGUUAUGGGAGCUAUGAGGAGCCUGACCCCAAAUCAAAUACUCGAGAUACAAGCUUUAGCAGCAUAGGUGGAUAUGAUGUCUCAGAGGAGGAGGAGGAAGAGGAGGAGGAGGAAGAGGAGGAAGAGGAGGAGGAGGAGGAAGAGGAGGAAGAGGAGGAGGAGGAAGAAGAACAGCGUGGGGGGCCCAGUGUCCUCAGCCAAGUCCGUCUGUCUGAGGAUGAGGAUGACAGUGAGGACUGCCACUCAAUUGCUGCAGACAGUGAUUUGGACUCUGAUGAAUGAGGUUCUUUCUUAGGCCCUCUUUGGCAUUUUACCUUCCCCUGAUUAUGUAUAUAUUGUGUACAGUGUCUGACUGAGUCACGAGGUGAACACGGUUGAGUUUUUUUCUUUUUAAAUUAUUCAUAAGCAAUAAUAAAGCUUCCUUCCUGACCUUACUGGGUUGGAUGUCAUCGUCUGAUUUUCACAGAGUCCCUCUGCAUCCUGUCUCAAGCUUCCCUUCCUUCUCUGGCUUCAUUUCUUGGUUUCUCCUUGCCAGGGGGGAACAUUUAUUAAAAGGGCAGCUUGCGUUUGGCACUUUUGCCCCUUACCACAAAAGACUCAUGCUUCCUGUGCCCUCAAAUGUUCCACUUACCCCUUGCCUCAGGCCGAGGCUCCUGGCUUGGGGCGUAGAGACCCACUGCUUCGUGGCUAGCCUUUUCUUCCUUUCCUUUUGAAUCCUGAUAUCCCUUUCCCCAAAUGACUGAUCUAGACUCGCUUCACUCUUCUACAGCCCCGUCUUGAUUCAGCCCCUGAUUCUCAGCAGGACCAUCUUGGCUUUUUGUACCGAGGAGCUAUCUCACAUUCACUUCUUUCUUGCGUUUCUUCACAGCUGCAAGCUUCUGGAGCUUCGCUCGAGUCUCUUCUCCUUGUUAUCUAUCUAUCUAUCUAUCAUCUAUCACGUGUGCCUGCCCUCUGUCCAGUUCCCUUUUGUCCUGUUCUGGAUCUCGUCUCGCCCAUCGUCCAACACCUUCUCUCACGUCUCUCUCUUCCUGCCAGCUCUUUAACUCUGGCCUACAAAAACCUCUUCGCUUGACCCUGCUACCAUCUCACCUGCUUCCCUACACUCACUUCUGGGAUCCCUACCUGGCUUCUGGUUCCUUUUGGCUAAUCCAUUGCCUUGUUCUCAGACCUCUCUCUCUGCUCGAUCUCCUCUCUAGUCAGUCGUUAAUGCUCCCUUGACUUUAGUGACACGGUAUUCCGUCUUUCCCUCUUUCCCCUUUCGGAGCUCCCUAAAUCAGAGGAUGCUUUCCGAGGCUUUCGUCCUCAGACUCCUGCUCUCUGCUCUCUUCAGCAGUCUCCUGCGGCAAUCUUGUACCUUCCCAUAGUUCCCACCUGUCUUUUUUUAUUUUUAGGCUUAUGACUUCCCAUUCUGUCUGCCUGCUGCAGACCUCUGCUGAGACCCAGGCCAGCAAUUGUCACCUGAAGCUCCCAAAUGUUGCCCUACUGGGAAGGGGCCAGUAUUUCCAGCUAAACCACAGGCUGAUCUGUGGGAGGUUUUCCUUGCUCCUUGAUAGGUCUGGCCUCUGGAUCUCUGGAGUAACAGUCCAAAUUAUGCCUAGGUCUUGGCCAGAACUAUGAGAGUUUAUGCCUUUAUGCCUGGAAUGAUUGCUUUGAUACACUUUUGGCCAGAACUGAGCGAAUCUUCUCUCCUCAAACUCCAUUUCCUGUGUCAGCGAAUGGCACCAUCAUUCUGCUCACUAAAGAGCCGAACUUCUUAUCUUGGACUCUUCUCUCCUUCCUUGAUGUCUCAGCAAGUCCUUACAUUUUGUGUUAAAUUCUGCUUUCUCCAAGAAAACCGUCCCCUCUUUUUCAGCCCCGAUCGUGCCACCCUGGUCCCAGCCCUCAUCACCGGUCGGUUGCCUGGGAUGCUCUCAUGCCUUGCCUUCCUACCUUGUCUUCUGUCUCGAUUUUCCAAGCUGUCCUCUCCACAGUCGACAUUCCUUUCAUCUCCGAUGGCGUUGCUUGCUGUUGACUACCAGCAAAUUUUACACUUAGCCCAGUUCCGAAGGGCUCUUCCAGCUGGGCUCCAAUCUGCCAGUUCUCAUGCUGCUUCCCCUCAUAUGGGCCUGGAAUGCAGCCAGUUUCAAAAUACAUAUUUAACAGUAAAAGUCAUCCUGAAGUUAGGAGUAUGACUAGGAAGAUUUCACAUUUGACUAUCUUAUAUAAUUCCUGCCCCCAAAAGAUCAUCUGGCCAGCUCUAGUAGAAGCCCAGAACUGCUGUAGGCUAGGUGACCUUGUCUCUUUGUCCUGACUGGCUGCUGAGCUUGGAGUGGGCUUGAGAAGAGGGAAUCACAUCUAGACCAGCCCCUUGUAGAACAUGAAUGAUAAGGAGUCCAAAAGGGUCUCUGUGGCCCGCUCCCUGGAGGAGCAAUCUUAGAGAAUUUGAGGUCACAGUAAGCACGGAAAGCAAGCUUGACCUGCCCCAGGUUCUGCCUGGGGGAAAGGAAGGUGUGAAUUCAGAACUGAAAAGAAAUCUGAAUUUUAAAAAAGAAAAAAAGAAACCUUGUCCCUCAGUCAAGGUCUGAUUCCUAUCAAAUGUAACGAGCACUUAGCUCAGUGCCUGGUACAUAGUAGGUGCUAUAUAAAUGCUUCUUCCCUUGCUCCCCCCUCCCCCCUCCCCCCCCUGCUUUCUGCCCUCCCCAUUCAGAUGCAACCCACCCUGUGUUGUUUCUCCCUGACUGGCGGGCACACCCCGUCAGCUCUCCCCUUGUGGAUGCACUUGGCAUCUUUUCUUUUGUACUGUCGCUAUUUGUGUAUCUGUCUUUUCUCCCCUAAUGAAUUGUCAUUUCAUUGUGAGGGCCGGGUCUUAACAAAUGCUUAAUAAAAAAAUAAUAAAAUUGUUCGACUGGA
Gracilinanus agilis (Agile Gracile Mouse Opossum) is the source of this 8730-nucleotide messenger RNA. It is a transcript of the gene TAF1, whose product is annotated as TATA-box binding protein associated factor 1. Gene Ontology annotation, biological process: DNA-templated transcription initiation; RNA polymerase II preinitiation complex assembly; transcription by RNA polymerase II. Lineage: Eukaryota; Metazoa; Chordata; Mammalia; Didelphimorphia; Didelphidae. Gene Ontology annotation, molecular function: TBP-class protein binding; RNA polymerase II general transcription initiation factor activity; RNA polymerase II general transcription initiation factor binding. The record is from RefSeq and is a predicted model, not a curated record. Gene Ontology annotation, cellular component: transcription factor TFIID complex.